Messenger RNA from Trichoplusia ni (cabbage looper), 1581 nucleotides. RefSeq lists its product as uncharacterized. The transcript has 2 exons. NCBI's taxonomy places the organism in Eukaryota, Metazoa, Arthropoda, Insecta, Lepidoptera, Noctuidae. Gene Ontology annotation, biological process: SCF-dependent proteasomal ubiquitin-dependent protein catabolic process. The record is from RefSeq and is a predicted model, not a curated record. The coding region runs from base 302 to 1360 and encodes 352 amino acids. Gene Ontology annotation, cellular component: SCF ubiquitin ligase complex. Gene Ontology annotation, molecular function: protein binding.
CAUACAAACACAAAUCUUAAACGUCAUAACGUCAUACAAAAAUAGCAUCAAAGAUGAAAGUUAUUUUUAAUAUUUCUUUUAAAAUUGAUUUUUAAACUAUUGAACCACAUUUUAGAAUGAACGAUUUUAGCCUAAAGUUAGGGUAUAACUUUUUGAAGAACAUAUUGCUAUGUUGAUAUAGAAUGUGUCUUUGAAACUAAAUUUACAUAAGUUAUGUUUCUACUAAGGCAAACAUUAAAAUUUUCUCGAAUAGGAAGCAAGGUAAACCUGAGAAGAGUGGAGGCGCGCUGUGCGGCCCACCAUGGUGCACCUCGACAUGACUGGUGCUCAACUAUACGCAAACACACUCGCCAUUAAUGACCUGCCAAAUGAAAUACUUAUUUAUAUUUUUUCCAUGGUUGAUUUUGAAUCACUCUUGGCAGUAGCUAAAGUCUGUGUGAGAUGGCAACAACUCUGCCUGACUCCUUGCGUAUGGGAUAACACACGUCUAAUAGUCUGUAUGAAAAACUAUGUCAAGAUAAGUGAGAACAUUGUGCCUUUUGUUGCUAAGUAUUUGAAGAAUGUUAAACUACAGUAUUUCAAAUUGUAUUCUCAAGUCAGAGCAUCCUUAAUAAGUUACUGUCCAAAUCUAACUCAUUUAGAAAUAAGUAUAUCUCAGGUUGAUAGCUGUAUUUUUGAUGAUCUAGGUAACUGGCCCAAUUUAAAAUUUUUGAGUUUCCGUAACUCACUGAUAGUACAAAAUCCCGAAAACGCAAAUGGAAAUUUUGUUUAUCAUUUACCAUUUGAUAAAUUGAAAUAUCUCGAAACUCUUAUUUUGUCUAAUUUCGCCCUAACCCCAGAUAGUUUGUAUAGUAUGUUGCAGUGCACGCACUUAGUCAGUAUUAGCAUGGAGAAAAUGAAAAAUAUUCCUGCAGAUUUUCUUGAAUCUCUUUUGAGGACUAAACAAUCUACUUUAAGAGCUCUACAUAUUUAUGGUGACACACUUAACGACGACAUCAUACGUUAUAUAUCUAACUGCAAAGUACUGCAAGUACUUCACAUAAUGACAUGCAAAACAUUAUUUGAUUCAAGUUUGCUACACUUGUAUAGGUUAAAAAAUUUGCAUUCAUUGAAGUUGCGACACGGUUACUUUUCGACAUCUGCUCUCCUUGCAUAUUUUUCAAACAACACAUUUCAGAAUCUAACUUACUUAAGUCUCUCGCGGUGUCUGCACAUCACCAUACAGGUAGCCAAAGCUAUAAAAACAAGUGCACCUAAUCUAAAAGAACUGUCAUUUUAUCUUUGCCCAUUUAUUAUUGCUCCUAACUUCAACAGGGCAGAAUUAGAAAAAAUGUUUAAAAUACAGCUGUUGCUUGAUUGAAAUCUUUUCGAAACUGAAGGCAGCAAGUGUAUCCGUCCAACCACCUAUUUAUAUCAAUAAAAAGUACACCACUGUGACAAUGUUAGGGGAUAGCAAUUCUAAAAAUUGCAAAUUAAUGUAACUUCAUCAAAUAUUAUCUAUUGAAAAAAAGCAAUAGUAAUUUAUUUUUAGGUUGUGUUGUGGUGUAUGUAUCAACUAACGAUUUGUUUUAUACAGCAAAA